GCCUAUGAAGGCAGCACGUGAACGUCAACAAAUGCCUCGCGCUCUAAACCAGGGAUAACGGAGCCAGUCUGUAAACGUAAUAAAAAGUGAGCUGCACUACGAUUAUAAAUUAACAAAAUGGCUGCUCAAACCUACAUUGCCAUCUGUGAGCUGCAUCCCAAUUUCUCUCACCCGGUGAGUACAGAUGGCUUUCAGAAAGUGGCAGGGAUCAUUAUUUGGAAAACUGAUGUCAAAAGCUUCCCUGAUAGAAAAAAUAUUGGUGUAGACAGGUUCACUUUUAGCUUCACCAUAAAGGACUCACCUGACUUCUACAUUAAUGUGGCAGCCUGGGGAAGCAGUGGAUAUAUCAAUGAGCUCUUAAACAGCUUCAGCAUUGGAGACUGUGUCACCAUUGAAAAUCCUUUGGUUGCCAUCAAAGACCCAGAGAAAGGGGACAGAUUCUGUCCUAUGACACCAAGCCUAUACAGGCUGCUGGUGACGGAGGCUCAUUCCCAGGUGUGUCUGUGUGCUGACAUGGACACCAUCGACAGACUUCUGACACUGAUCCACCUGCCAGUGAAGGACUCCAGAGAUUUCUACUCUCUGGGAGACAUAGUGGCCAACGGACAGAAGCUGGAUGGCACAGUGAUAAAUGUACUGGCAGCAGUGAGAUCGAUCGGAGUGCCAAAGCAGUUCACCACUUCAGAUGGCCGUAGAGGGCAGAGGCUGGAAGUGAAGCUCUUUGAUGAUUCGGUCUCCUCCUUCCCCCUUAUCUGCUGGGACAGAGAAGCCAUUCAACUCGUGCAAACUGCGAUACCCAAGGAGACGGUGCUCUUCAUAGCUGAUGUAAAGAUUAGCUUUGACAGCUUUCGCAAUGGCAUGACAGCAACUGUUAACUCGAAAACCAUUAUCACUGUCAAUCCUGACACCAGGGAGGCCAGCCUGCUGUUCAGCUAUGCUAAAGAGGUGUCUGAGUCUGGAGCUCUGGAUCAAGAUGAGGAUGUGCCUGUGGAUUUCAUCACCGAUGUGUACACAGUGAGCCAGCUGAAGCAGAAGGCCCAGGAGAGCCCUGAGGCUUUCUUUGGCAUCAUGUACAGCUUCAUCUCCAAGCUCGACCUUGACUCUUCUGUUUCAAAAGUCAUCAGGACACGGUGUUCCAGGUGUAAGUUCCAGGUGACUGAGGACAUGCAGGUUUGCACCAACCAGUUGUGUCCAGGGAGGGAACAGACCCUUUCAGUCACCACAGGCUUUGACCUGCUGGUGGACUUCACAGACCACACAGAUUCCUGCACCCUUAGAACCCCAGUGGCAGAGAAUACACUUGGCUGCACAACAGAGGAGUUUACCAGGUUAACUGAUGACGAGCGGACUGCAGUGAAAUGGAAAUUUCUUUUGGAGAGAUGCAAAAUAUAUGUGAAGAUCUUUCCUACCACUAAGCUGAGGACUGGGAUCAGGGGGAGUGUCCUGGCCUGCUCACUGGCCGACCCAGGAGAGGUUAAACAGCACAUGUCUGCCCUGCUGUAGUGACUGUGGACAGCACAUACGCACACUGACCAAGCAGGAAAGCACAUAUGUUGCAGUGAUAGUUGUCUGCUUCACCUGCUUUUUGGUACAAACUGUUCUGAUUAAGAUUAGGAUGCUUACAUGGCAGACUUCAUUUACACAUAUGGCCUUGUGUUUUGUGGAUUGAUACACUCUCUGCAAUAUUUAUUUAUUUAACUUAUUUAUCUAAUGUAUUUAUUAAAGAAUGCAUUUAUGGUUUGAUUGCUUUGUAAAACAUUUGAACUAAUUUCUAAAAAUAAACUUUUAUUGUUUCA
Messenger RNA from Monopterus albus (swamp eel), 1796 nucleotides. It is a transcript of the gene meiob, whose product is annotated as meiosis specific with OB-fold. The transcript is spliced from 15 exons. Lineage: Eukaryota; Metazoa; Chordata; Actinopteri; Synbranchiformes; Synbranchidae. Gene Ontology annotation, molecular function: single-stranded DNA 3'-5' DNA exonuclease activity; single-stranded DNA binding. Gene Ontology annotation, biological process: resolution of meiotic recombination intermediates. The coding region runs from base 118 to 1503 and encodes 461 amino acids. The record is from RefSeq and is a predicted model, not a curated record.